UUAGGGAAAGCAGAGCAAGGCCACAGGGCACUUCUUCCACCCACGGGCGCUCGGCGGCGCCACUCCAAUCCAAGGCAUCGCCGGUCGGCGCGGCGCCGCGACGGCUCCCACUCCCUGUCCCGCGCACUCCUCCCGGCAGACGACAGCAGGCCAGCACCAGCAGCAGCCGUGGCUGCGCCUGGCGGUCAGCGGGAUGUCCCAGUGUGCCUGGAGCCUAUGGGAUGCGGUCUGCCCCUUGCGCUGUGGCUCACGCCCUUUUGGAUUUACUAAUAACACGUCCCUCGAUCUUCCAGGUCCUUAAAAAAUAUGGACUCCAAACCAGAAAAAUCUAUGAUCACUCCCAAUGAGAACUCUGUAUCUUCACCAUCUGGGAAGAGACAGAAAACAUUAUAUGAUAAAGAUGGUGAGCAAUGUGAUGAUGCAUCUCAGCAAGUAGUCAUCUAUAAGAAUGACAAAAGUGAUAGGGGAAGAGAUGAACAGAGUGCAAGCCAUCUCCCAAUUGUACCAGCAAAACCAUCAAAGAAACGAAAGCGUGCAUUGGGAAAGAAACGAAAGCGUGCAUUGGGAAAGCAAAUUGGAACCUUUGUUUCUCAAUGUGCUAAAUGUCAGAAAUGGAGACUUGUUUCAACAAAAGAGAAGUACGAAGAAAUUCGAGAGCAAGCUCUAGAGGAUCCUUUUGUCUGUGAGAAAGCCCGUGAGUGGAAGCCUGAUGUGACAUGCGAUGACCCAUCAGAUGUAUCUGAGGAUAGCGGUAUGCUUUGGGCAAUUGAUAAACCUAACAUCCCACGGACCCCUCAAGAAUGGGAAAGGUUGAUUAAGAUAAGAGGUGAAGGAAGCACCAAAUUUGCUGAUGUGUACUAUUGGUCCCCUACAGGAACACAACUGAGAUCAAGGAAGAAAUUGGAGAAGUACCUUGGAGAGCAUCCAGAAUAUGCCGCACAAGGUUUAAAGUUAUCUCAUUUUUCAUUCAAGUCACCUGCACCACUACAAAAGGACUAUGUUAGGAAGCGUUCCCAGACAAGUCAAAGUGGUGUUACACCAAAAAGGUCAACUAAGCUUCUCCAACCGGAAGAAGUGCAACCCAUCUCCUGGGCACCUCCACCGGCGGAUGGCAACCUGGAGAACAACAUGCAGCUGGUCCUCAACAAUGGAGAUCAGACUCAAGUGGUGCAGUCGUCGUCUGAACCGCCAGAGCCUGAGAGCCCGCCGCCUGCACCAGCAGCUUAGCCCAAACCCUCAUUCGGCUAGCCCAGGAUAAUCUUUUGAUUGGUUGUUGGUGUUAGAAUGAUACAAUACUAGGUGAUGCUUCUACAAGGAUUGCAGAAUUUGGUCCCCAUAGAUAGGUAGCUGCCGUGUUCCUGCUGUUUUAUUGGUUCGUUGGUUUGGAUCCGUCAGGAUCAGGUAGGCUUGUGUUGCUUUCGACCGGCUGCUAUUUCAACGAUGCUAUGGCGACGUGUAUGUAUUGUGUAUGUGUUGUACCGUAGCUGCUGCUGCUGCUCGGUGUCAGAUUGCUAGUCAUGGUCAGAUGAAACACUGUAAGGUUUAAGAUUUGGAAUUAUUGGUCAUCUAUUGUCGCCGUUGGUUGAACUUGAACAAGAAGCAGAAGUCAAAUGGAUGCCGUUAUAUCUGGUAAUGGAAAUGGGGAUGUCCCUCGGUUUGAAUCUAU
Messenger RNA from Sorghum bicolor (sorghum), 1666 nucleotides. RefSeq names its product methyl-CpG-binding domain-containing protein 2. The coding region runs from base 307 to 1227 and encodes 306 amino acids. Lineage: Eukaryota; Viridiplantae; Streptophyta; Magnoliopsida; Poales; Poaceae. The transcript has 5 exons. Gene Ontology annotation, molecular function: zinc ion binding; DNA binding. The record is from RefSeq and is a predicted model, not a curated record.